AUGACCAUGACAGGUGUUCUUGUGCUCCUCUCCUUUGCGCUUUGCUGCUUCCCAGAUGCUGCCUUUGGGGUUGAGGUGGACUGCAGUACGUAUCCCAACACUACAAAUGAGGAAGGCAAAGAGGUGUUGCUCUGCACCAAAGAUCUCAACCCUAUCUGUGGUACCGAUGGAGUCACCUACAGCAAUGAGUGCCUGCUCUGUGCCUACAACAUAGAAUAUGGAACCAGUAUCGGCAAAGACCACGAUGGAGAAUGCAAGGAAGUUGUCCCUGUGGACUGCAGUAGAUAUCCCAACAUAACAAAUGAGGAAGGCAAAGUGGUGUUGCUCUGCACCAAAGACCUCAGCCCUGUCUGUGGGACCGAUGGGGUCACCUACGACAACGAGUGCCUGCUCUGUUCCCGUAACGUAGAGUCUGGAACCAGUGUUGGCAAGAAGUACGACGGUGAAUGUAGUAGGAGGGAAACUGUUACAGUUGACUGCAGUGACUACCCUAAACCUGUCUGCACACUUGAGUACAAGCCUCUCUGUGGCUCUGACAGCAAAACAUACGGCAAUAAGUGUGAAUUCUGCAACGCAGUCGUGGACAGCAAUGGGACUCUCACUUUAAGCCAUUUUGGAAAAUGCUGAAUAUCAGGGCUGAGAGAGUUCACUACAGGAUCCCCACUGGCAAAUCCUAGCUAAAGAUCUCACCUCAGUUCAUCUCACCCUCUGGGGAACUCAGCUCAUUCCUAAUUUUCUUUCUCAAUAAACUACAUCAGCAACA
Leptosomus discolor (cuckoo roller) is the source of this 763-nucleotide messenger RNA. RefSeq names its product ovomucoid. The record is from RefSeq and is a predicted model, not a curated record. Gene Ontology annotation, molecular function: serine-type endopeptidase inhibitor activity; protein binding. Lineage: Eukaryota; Metazoa; Chordata; Aves; Leptosomiformes; Leptosomidae.